UCCGUCCAAGAUAAUAGUGCUGGAAUCUCAUGGAAAACCCAUUCACCGAACGUAGAAGUUAACAACCCGAUAAAUUGCACUAAGUAUUACUAUUAAUAACAAUUAUUACCUGUGCCUGUAGGUAAACCACUAACGACUUCUUUAAUAAUUAGGUACCAAUUGUGUAGUCAAUGUUUUUAGCUUCAAUCUAUAUAGGAUAUUACUUUGCACAGUUAGAUAUAAGUUAGGUGAACGAACGAUGCACUUAUUUGUGGCGUUAUUGGUGGGUUUUAUACUAAACGUGAGCGGGUCUGAGCUCGGUUAUGUUGUAUACUUUCGAGACACUUUAAGUAGUGCAGUGCAGAAUGCUACAAAUGGAAUUGGUAUUAAAUGCAGACUCCAUCUCGACUAUUACCAGAAAGAAUUGGGGACGUAUGGAACGUGGGCUUUGGAAAUGUUUAGUGUUCGACGCAUCAAGCAAGGUACCGUCAGGAAUUGCUGGUGGAAACGCGGCUGACUUGGGUUCGUUUGAAGAGUGUAUUAACAUAAAGCAGCGGGUGAAUUCUUCAGAUUUUAUCCGAGGAAGGUAUUGUUACGGGAGCACACCCUUGAACUACAAUGAGAUUGCCUCCACAAACGCAACAUUUAGGCUACAAGUGGCAAGUUGCCUACCCGACACCUGCUCUUCUAACGAUGUAUCCGCAAUAUAUAACUACUUCGGUCUCAACGCUACUUUUCCAGAACCUCUGUGCCAAACAGCUUCGGUCCAUGAAGUGUUGCGAUUUGGCGUAGCGGAAUACUGCGGAAUAGCAUUUUUUGCAAUUUUCGCGCUGAUUACAUCUGCUUCUACCAUUUACGACGUCUACCUGCACAACUCACACCAACUGAGCAACACAAAAAGUUGGUACGAGACGCUUGUUGCAUUUUCCAUUCUUAAAAAUGGCAGGAAGUUACUCGCCAUCGAACAUAAUGCGAAACAAAUAACUUGUAUAAAUGGAAUUCGAGUUAUCAGCACCUUGUGGAUCAUUUUGUAUCACACAUUCUCCAUACAUUUCUACUCACCAGCAAUGAACAGCUUCUACCGGGACAAAUGGAGGCAAAGCCCAGGAAGUAUGUUUCUGUUUAACGCCCCAAUAGCGGUUGACACGUUCCUGUUGCUAUCAGGAAUCGUUACAUCCUACGCACGUCUAUGGUCGGCCGAAAAAGAUAGACCGUUUCAGCUUGUCAAGUUUUACCUACACCGCUUCUUGAGGUUGACACCAGUUUUGGCGGCGGAAAUUGUUUUCGUAGUCACGUUGCUAAGGCAGUUUUCCUCAGGUCCGCUCUGGACUCAUAUAAUUGACACGCAGUUGAUUGAAGCCUGUCAGGAAUAUUGGUGGAAAACGUUGCUGUAUGUACAGAACUAUGGACAAGUACCAUCCUUGUGUCUCCCUCACGGCUGGUAUCUGGGCGUCGACAUGCAGCUCUUUGUAAUUUCGCCAAUCUUCCUGCUACCGUUGCCGAAAUGGCCGAAACGUACAAUAUGCGGGGUUGUUGCGCUGAUCGCUUGUAACAUAAUCGGAUGUUUCGCAUUGGGCUGGUUUUUGGAGCUUAAUGGUAUAAUUGAAGGAAAUGUAGACCAUAAAAGCUUGAUAUACGCUUGGCAGUACUACUACCCUGCGUACACAAGAGCAGCACCAUGGCUGAUAGGAAUUGUACUAGGGUACUACUUGUACUUGUCCAACAAAAAGAAGCAUACGCUACCGAAGAAAAUUGUCGCAUGCGUAUGGAUUCUCAGCCUCCUGGUUAUGUUCGCAAUUGCAUUCGGUGGACAUGGUCUGAUGACAUCAGAGGGACAAAGAGCGAUAAAUUCAAUCUACAUCGCUUUGGCCCGCCCGGUUUGGGCAUUAGCUGUUGGCGUGGUGAUUUUUAGUUGUGCCAAUGGUUACGGAAGAUCAGUAAAUUGGUUCCUUUCGCUGCCUGCGUUCGAAGUGCUAUCACGGUUGACUUACAGUCUUUUCAUUGUUCACUACAUAGUUAUUUAUGUCUUAUGUAGUCAAAUGUGGACAAGUGGACGAAAAGUGGAAGUUAUGGUCCAGUUUUGGGGCCACUUUGCGUGUACGUUGUUCAUAGCGACGUUUGUAACGUUAGUGUUCGAAUUACCUGUCACCGAAAUUGAAAAGAUCAUAUUCACAAAAAGGAAAAGUGAGGCCCAGGAGGGUGUUUUAUCAAAUAACAGUUUAGCUCCAUCUACGAUAAUGAAUAACUGUACAGUUACGGUGACCGGUAGCUUGUGAUAUCUUUCUACAAUGGAGAGCUGUUCCACGUGGUAAUCCAUCAUCAAGUCGCCAU
This is a messenger RNA of Photinus pyralis (common eastern firefly), 2310 nucleotides long. Its product is annotated as O-acyltransferase like protein-like. Gene Ontology annotation, molecular function: acyltransferase activity, transferring groups other than amino-acyl groups. The record is from RefSeq and is a predicted model, not a curated record. The transcript has 11 exons. Bases 345 to 2255 code for a protein of 636 amino acids. NCBI's taxonomy places the organism in Eukaryota, Metazoa, Arthropoda, Insecta, Coleoptera, Lampyridae.